Molecule: messenger RNA, 687 nt
Organism: Dermatophagoides farinae (American house dust mite)
Lineage: Eukaryota; Metazoa; Arthropoda; Arachnida; Sarcoptiformes; Pyroglyphidae
Source: RefSeq, a predicted model, not a curated record
CAAUCAUUUAAUAAUAAUGAUAAUAAGAAUAAUAAUUAUAAAAGAAAUCGAGCUUUGAUGAUCAACAACAAUAGUAGCGAUAAAAAUGGUGGACAUUACCCUAAUCAUCAUCAUCAUCAUCAUCAUAAUUAUCAAUAUCAAUGGUGGUCAACAAAAUCAUUUGCCAUAAUGUUAUUAUUGUUGGCCAUUAUGGCCACAUCCAUUGCCGAUUGUAGACUACGAAAGUCACGUAGAUAUCAUAGAACAUCAUCAUCAUUGACAUCAAUUAAUCGAAAAAGUAGAGGUGUGGCAAUAAAAUUCACCUGUUCAGGACGACCAUUAGGUUAUUAUGCUGAUCCUGAUUUUGAAUGCCGUAUAUUUCAUAUAUGCGAUAAUUUUGGCCGCCGUAUUCCAAUGCAUUGUCCACCGCAUACAAUGUUUAAUCAAAUGUAUCGUGUUUGUGAUUGGGAUUAUAAUGUUGAUUGUCCAUCAUCUAAAUCAUGGUAUCAUGUUAAUUCAAAUAAUCAUGGUAAUACAAAUGAAUCAACGGAAAGAGCCGCUGCAGCAUCCGUACCAGCUAAAACAACCAUACAAUUACAUUCAACAUCAACGACAACACCGUUAAUUCUAAAUAAUGAUCAUUGAUGAUCGAUUUUUCUGUUGUUAUCGAUUGGACAUUUUUUUUCGAACAUGACAUACAAAGCUACA